AAUAAAGAUGGCGGCUUCCGUGGGGACAAGUAAAGCUACGGAGUUAUCCAAAGCAGAGUACCUGAAACGUUAUUUAUCUGGUGAAGACACAAAAAAGUCAAAAGGAAAGGUUAAAAAGAAACGACCCAAAGUGCAAGGAAAAGGGCUUAAAAUAGUAGACGAUGACAUAGACUGGAGGCAGAUAGCUAAAGAAGCUAAAGAAAAAGAAGAAGAAGAAGAAGAAGAUGAGGAAGCUCCCGUGAUUGCCGAAGUGAUUGAUGAGCGACCAGAAGAAAUAAAACGGCUUGAGGUGUUUAGAUCCAGUAAUAGAUGGAAAAUUAUUGGAGGUAUUAUAAUGAUAAUAUGUGUAGUUAGUAAAACAGCUCCACAAAAUGUAUUAAAAUUGAUUAUUCUCUUUUCAGCUGAUGAAAAUGAGGGAGAUGAAGAUGGAAAUGAAAAUAAGACUGAAACAUCAGAAUCUGCUGCAUUAGGCAGGAUUCGCCAUGACUCUCCUGAUAUUUCACCUCCAAGACGUGUUCGCCAUGAUUCCCCCGAUAUAUCUCCACCAAGACGAAAUCGCCAUGACUCCCCCUAUGCUUCUCCUCCAAGAAGAAAUCGCCAUGACUCUCCUGAUAUUUCUCCUUCAAGGAGAAGUCGACGUGACUACAGCUCGAGUCAAAAGCACUCGCCUAAAAAUCAUCGAUCAUCACCAGGAAGGAAGAGACAUGACUCAGACUCUGAUCAAUCGCCUCCUCGAAAAAAGCCUGUGAUGAGAGAAGCUUCAGACUCUGACCAGUCUCCACCAAGACGCCGGUCCAGAGCAAGACAGGAUUCAGACUCUGAUCAGUCGCCACCUCGAAAACGACCUCAGAGCAGAAGAAGCUCGGAUGAAGAUCUGUCACCUCCUCGUAGGCCAGGACAGUCACAUAGCCAGAGAAUGCUCUCGGGGGGAAAGGCUGGUCUUGUUUCUGUAGAUGUUCUGAGGAGAGAGCAAGAAGAAAACAAACGGAGAGACAGAAACAACCAACCAUUAGAAGAUGAAUCGCGCAACGCACAGACCAUUUUUCGAGACAAGAGUGGAAAAAGACGGGAUCUAGACUCUGAGAGAGAAGACCAGAAAAAGAAAGCAGGAGAACAAGCAGCAAAGGAUCAAAAAUAUGCUCAAUGGGGAAGAGGCUUGGCUCAGGGUCAGAUGCACCAACAGAGACUUGAGGAUGCCUUGGUUGAAUCCCAGAAACCUCUUGCACGGCAUUAUGAUGAUGAAGAUUUGGACAAAAUGUUGAGGGAACAGGAACGGGAAGGAGAUCCAAUGGCUGCAAUGCUUAGACGCAAGAAGGAUCGCAAUUUAAAGGCACAGGGUGUUAAAGAAAAACCUCGGUAUAAAGGCCCAGCACCACCUCCUAAUCGUUUCAACAUUCUUCCUGGUUAUCGGUGGGAUGGAGUUAACAGGUCAAAUGGGUUUGAACAGAAACGCUACGCAAGAAUGGCAGAUAAAAAGGCUGUUCAAGAAGAAGCUUAUAAAUGGAGUGUAGAGGAUAUGUAAUGACCAGAUUUUUUUAAGGAUAAAUAGUAUCACUGUACAAUUUUUGUGAAAAUGGCAUGUCAAAGGACUUUGAACAUCAGAACAACAUAAUGUCAAAAUUCAAUAAUAAUGUCAAUAAUAUCAAUUUCUGUAUAUACCCUGUGUUUUAGAAAUGGCAUUUUUCAAAUGUGUUCUUGGUGUUUUAUACAAAUUUUGGUUAAAAAAAACAAACAAACCACUUUUCACUUAACAUAUUUUUAUAUAGGGUAUUGGUUGUUUAGUAUUUAAGAGUAGCCCUAUUGUAUAUUCAUACUGUUAAAAUUAAAAUUCUGUCAAAAGAAACCUGA
Messenger RNA from Boleophthalmus pectinirostris (great blue-spotted mudskipper), 1848 nucleotides. RefSeq names its product BUD13 homolog (gene bud13). Gene Ontology annotation, biological process: mRNA splicing, via spliceosome. The record is from RefSeq and is a predicted model, not a curated record. Gene Ontology annotation, cellular component: U2-type spliceosomal complex; RES complex. Gene Ontology annotation, molecular function: RNA binding. The transcript is spliced from 8 exons. Lineage: Eukaryota; Metazoa; Chordata; Actinopteri; Gobiiformes; Gobiidae. The coding region runs from base 8 to 1522 and encodes 504 amino acids.